Molecule: messenger RNA, 267 nt
Organism: Lactuca virosa
Lineage: Eukaryota; Viridiplantae; Streptophyta; Magnoliopsida; Asterales; Asteraceae
Source: the annotation of a GenBank genome assembly
AUGGGUCAAGCUAAUGGUGUGGUUGAAGAUGGUCAGGGUCAAGCUAAUGGUGUGGUUGAAGAUGGUCAGGGUAUAUUUAAUGUUGUGGUUGAGGAAGCUAUUGAGGUUCCUAAUGUGCAGGUGCAGCAGGUUAGACCAAUUUCAGAUAUUUUGAAGAGGAUAAGGAGAAGAAAGUCAGAGAGAAUAUUGAACAUCAGAUUAGGAAAGACAGUUGGUGGUGGUGAUGAUCCAGGAAAUUCCAAGGGAAAAACUCUUAUAAUUGAUUAG